This is a messenger RNA of Solea senegalensis (Senegalese sole), 1154 nucleotides long. RefSeq names its product AT-rich interactive domain-containing protein 1B-like. NCBI's taxonomy places the organism in Eukaryota, Metazoa, Chordata, Actinopteri, Pleuronectiformes, Soleidae. The record is from RefSeq and is a predicted model, not a curated record. The transcript is spliced from 2 exons. Bases 414 to 1154 code for a protein of 246 amino acids.
CCCAGCACACACCUCUGCUGCUCAGCAUCCAACAACAACAACAACAAUAACAACAAGCAGACGGAGGAGAAAAAGCAUGGAAGAGCAGAAAACAACAUCCUCCAGGUGGAGAAGAGCGGAGCAGACGAGCAUCAUGAAGAGGAACAUCAGCUGAGGAGGAGGAGUGUGGAUGUCAACCUGAGAUCAUCAGACACCAACAGGAACAACAAGCACAUCAACAAUAACAUCGACCCGCAUGUGAGUGGAAACUGUAGCAGCAGGAAAGGCUGCAGCAGCAGCGGAAAAAGCCGCGGCUCCUCCGGGUUGACUCUGAUGAUGAUGGGGCUGGAGGAGGAGGAGGAGGGCCUUGCUCUGAUCAACAUGGCGGACAACAAAGCGCAGGGACUGGGGUGAGACGAGCGGAACACAGCGCCAUGGACCAGCUUCACAACUCCCACGAAGGCUAUAACAACAACAACAACAGCCCGUACAACCACUACCCGAACUACCGACCCGGAUACGGGACCAGUGGUUACGGAGGCAUGAUGAGUCCCUCCCGCCAGGGGAACAGCCUGCUGGGCCCGAGCUCAAACCACAGCAAAGCGGCUAUGACUGCUGCCAGCUCCCCGGCUGGAGGUGGAGGCGGCAGCGGCGGAGGAUUUCAGCGAUACACCGGGCAGCAGCAGCCGCCGCAGCCACCCGGAGCUACACCGACUCUGAACCAGUUAUUAACGUCUCCGAGUCCGAUGAUGCGCGGUUAUGGAGGCGGAUAUUCAGACUUUAAUCACCCCUCCUCCGCUCAGCAGCAGCAGCCGAGCAUGGGGCCGGCUAAAGAUACAGGCUCCCAGUACGGCUCGGCUGCUCACGGCUGGGGGGGACAACAAAUAACUCACCCGGCGUUGAGCCCGGGGAACACCGGGCAGGGCGGCGGUAGGUCCCAGGUGCCGCCCAUGGACCCGAUGUCGAUGAAGCGCUCUCAGCUCUACAGUAUGAGCAACAACCCAUACUCGCAGCAGCAACAACAGGGGGCACCUUAUCCUGGCCAGUCCUAUGGUGCCCCCUCCCCCCACAGAUACCCGAUGGGAAUGCCCAGCAGGGGGCAAAUCGGGAUGGGACCGAUGCAGUACCCUCAGCAACAGGUAGGGGAUGCUCUCUUCACCCGUUCUUUCACAUAG